AUGUCCUCAUCCUCCCAAUCGUCCUCGUCUUUACCUGUACAUAACUGUACUCGUCCUUUAUGGGACUUGGAUCUUCAGGAAAAGUUUCUUCUUCCUCGUGCUACUGAGGGAAAAAUGUAUGUGCCACCUGCAGAAUCAGGGAAACUCUGUUCGCUGACUCCACCAUAUAAAAAGGAUUAUCAUAGAACUACAAAAGCCAUCCAAGAUGGAAAAUAUUUUACUGAUCUAAGCAAAGAAUCUGACAGUAUAGAACACCAAUUAAACAGUAAAAACAUUGACACUUUGAUGCGGAAGUUAAGUGAAAAUGAAACCGAAAAUACUAAUCUCAGGAGAAAAAUACUCGAAAGGGAGAAACACGUUAAAGAGCUUUCAUCCAGGCUUCAGCUUGAAAAAGUCAAUGUGCAGAAAGAAGACCACCUGUCAGGAUCAAUAAAAGCAUUACAAGUUCACUUGCAAUGUCAGAUCCAAAGAAAAGAAGUGGAAAAGGAUGAACUAAAAGUGAAAAUACAGACUCUAGAAAAGAAAAUAGCAGAGUGGAAGCUUCAAGUUGGUGAAUACAAGCACCAGAUGUUUGCCUUAAGGGAAACAAGUGAGCAAAAGAAGACUGCUCUGAAAAAAGCAAUGAGGUCCCAGAAACAAAGAGCUGAACACUUUGAAGCAGCUGUGGAAAGUUUAACCGCCAGAAUAAGAGAACGUGAAGUCAAGCUAUCUGAGAUACUAUCAGCUUCCGAUGGCUGGAAAAGCCAGCAUGAUCGAAUGGUUGAAGGAAAGAUAAUGUUAGAAAGUCAAACAGAAAGUCUUAAUAAGCAGAUCACAAGCCUUUUGGAAGACCUGAAAAGAAAGGAGGAAUGGAGAAGAAACUCAGAUGAGGAAAUUCUUGGAAAGCUAAAUUCUGUUAACUCUGAAAAUGAAAAGAUUAACCUUGAAAAUGAAAAAUUAAAGGCUGCCCUUGCUACAUUGGAAAACAAUACUGUUUCUGUUGAAAAUGAGCUGCUCAAUCUGCAAGAAAAGACAAAGCUGCAGGAAAACCUUGUUGAACAGUAUAAAAAUCAGGUUCAAAAAUUACAAACAGCAGUAGAAGAAUUAAAAUCCCGAUAUGAAACAGUCUUAAAUGAAAAUAAAAGGAUAACAGAAAACAAAUGCUUAGAAGUAGAUAAGGUGAGGGGCAAAACAGAGGCUGUAUUAAAGGAGUUAGAACAUGUUUGUGACUUGCUGAAAGCAGCUGAGGAAAAGCAGUAAGGAUAUCAGGAAAAGCUUAUAUCCUGGGAAAGGAUCUAUGCGCAGAAAUGCAAAACCCUUAGGGAGCUGCAGGUUCAGGAGGAAGACAGUGUGACUUCAAUGGGCAGUCAUUCCUUAGAUGAAGAAAGCUGUAACAUUCAGAAGAAAUACGAAGAUCUUAAAAGGCAAUUAGAAAAGAUGGAAUUUCAAAAUGAAGAACUUGCUUGUCAGCUCAAAAAAGAAGAUGAGAGUCUUCAGUCCAGUAAAUUGCGGCUUGAAGAAAAAAUCGCAGAAUAUAAUGGAUUAACUAGACAACUGGAAUCUGCUUUGGAAGAAGGAAGAAAAAUGGUAGCUGAAGAACUGGAAAAAGUGUCAUAUAAAGAAAAAGCCCUUCAGACAAAAAUGCUACUUCUUGAAACUGAAGUGAGAGAAGGACAAGAAGAGAAAAAACAACUCCUCUGCAUAUUUCACCAUAAUGAAAAACACCAUGAAGUACAUUUGAAAGAGCUGGAGAACAGCCUACAGAAGUCAGAGAACAGGAACCAGAGCAUCCAGAAUUAUGUGCAGUUUUUGAAAGCUUCAUACAUAACAAUGUUUGGCUGA
Molecule: messenger RNA, 1821 nt
Organism: Tauraco erythrolophus (red-crested turaco)
Lineage: Eukaryota; Metazoa; Chordata; Aves; Musophagiformes; Musophagidae
Source: RefSeq, a predicted model, not a curated record